Messenger RNA from Lingula anatina, 3647 nucleotides. Its product is annotated as beta-lactamase domain-containing protein 2. The record is from RefSeq and is a predicted model, not a curated record. NCBI's taxonomy places the organism in Eukaryota, Metazoa, Brachiopoda, Lingulata, Lingulida, Lingulidae.
CCAUUUGGUUUGCAAAGAGCGAACAUCAGCCGUGGUAGUUUGUAUCGUUCGUGAUGGAACAAUGCAUGCCAGCUACCACUAGGAACUGAGUGCAUCCUCAUAAUGUCUAGUUUUCGACAAUUUCUUUCAAGACUAGCCUUUCGGAGAACUGCAAUUCCCACUGAGAUAAGUGGUUAUGUUGCACCUGGGUUUGAGUUCGUGGAAAAAGCAUUCAGAAAAAACUUUGAAAGUGGCAAAGAUAUUGGUGCAUCUUUUGCUGUUUACCACAAUGGGAAGCUUGCAGUGCACCUUUGGGCCGGUAGUUCUGACAAGCAGACAAAACAACCAUGGAAAGAAAACACCAUGUCAUGCUUCUUCUCUACAACAAAAGCCAUGACAUCUUUGUGUUUGGCAAUUCUGGCAGAUAGGAAACUGAUAGAUUACAAAAGUCAGGUUGUCCAGUACUGGCCUGAGUUUGGACAGAAUGGAAAGGAAACGAUCACAGUGGAGCAGCUGGUCAGUCAUCAGGCAGGGCUAAUAGAAAUUCCCACUUUGCUGAGUCUGGAAAUUUUGGAGGACCAUGUGAAAUUGGGAGAAAUUAUUUCUACCCUAAAGCCAUCAUGGGUACCAGGGAGUUGUCAUGGCUACCAUGCUCUCACAUUUGGCUGGUUAGUUGACCAGUUGGUCAGAAGAGUGGAUCCAAAUCAUAGAAGUGUUGGGCAGUUUUUUCAGGAUGAAGUGGCAAAACCUUUUGGAAUUGAUUUCUACAUUGGUUUACCAGAACAUCUAAACAGUUGUGUAGCUUCUCUAGAAAGGGAGAAUAUGUUAGAUGGUCUAACAACACUCAUGAGGGACCAAAGGUUUAGGCCAAUGCUCAAGGCAAUGGGCCAAGGGGGGAAUAGCCUACUAUGGAAAUCUUUGAAAAACCUAGGAAUUGCUGGAAAGAUGGAUCUUCAUAAACCAGAACAUUAUAGCCUUGAAGUUCCAGCAGCUAAUGGUAUAGGGACGGCAAAAGGUGUUGCAAAAGUAUUUGGGAUUUUGUCCAAUGGUGGAUUUGAUAGAGAAACAGGCAAACAGCUUCUCAGCAAAGAAAUGAUAGAUCGCUUACUUGUUCCACUUACCUCAGGGUUGGAAAAAGUGUUUAUGUUUGAGACUAAUUUCAGUCUUGGUUUUGCCACUGAAGAAUUUGAGGGUCGGACAAUUUUUGGCCACUCUGGUUCUGGGGGCCAGGGUGGUUUUGCUGACCCUUACUAUCACCUUGGGUGGGCAUACCUGACCAGGAAAAUGAUGACCAGUCCCCCUGCUCAGGAUAAGAGCAAACGGGACGUGAAAGAUAUAGACCAGGGCUUGGAAGAAUUUAUGAGGGAAAGAGGGAUGACAGAUAAACAAUGAACGAGCAAGUUAUUAUCACCACGUAUUUCCAGCUUGGGCUCAGCUACAAGGAAAUUUUGUAUGCGCUUGCUCUUAAUCACCGUAUCGUCUUAAGUCUCAGGACACUGAAGAGACGGUUGCGCCAACAAUGUCUGUUCCGACGCAAACACUUUACAGUCAUUUUGGAGGUUGCAGAUUUUAUUAUUGAUCAGAUCAAUGAAAGUGGAAAUAUGCAUGGAUACAGAUGGAUGCAUUUGAAGUGUUUGCAAGCAGGCAAGACAGUCCAGCGAGACACAGUGUAUUUAAUAAUGAAGAUCAUACUGGUUGUGCUCAUAAUUCACGCGACAAUCCGUAUGCGUAUACUCCAUGUACGUAUUAACUCUGUACUCACGCCCCCUGAGAGACAAUGGGUUGUUUUGAUAAACUACAAAAGCCUGUGCGGGUAGCAAACAAUAGCGACGUGGACUCAUACAGGGCCUAAGCGCACAGGGGGAGGAGCACAUAUGUAAAUUAUUGUACGGGCGACCCUUGGAGACGGGAGUUCGUCCUCGCCAAGCGCGACGGGAAGUAAAUUGAUGCGCGCUAUAAUCCGACUUAAUUAACAGCUUUCAGCUUGGCAGUAUUGCACCUUGCGCUAGGCUGAAUGUCGACCUGCCGUCUCGUUGUUUUGUUUGCUUCUUACAAUCAGGGGGAUGGGCCUCUGCUAUUUAAUACAUUUGAAGGAUUUUUUUUUUGUAGAUUUGGUGAAUUUCUCGAGCGAUCAGUCUGUGGCCCAUACCAAUUAACUCUUCCUAUGUUGGCAGAAGUCUCCCUAAUUUUGGACGUUUCUACCGAUCUCCCUUUUGUCUCGAUACAUCACACUUUUCUCUUUGUCCUUACGUUUGGAAACUUCUCAGGUUAAGUGAUAGGGGUAUAGAUAGCACUAAACAAUAAAAAGAAAAUACCAACGACAAAGCCGUGCCAGGUCUUCGUGUGAGUAACAUCCAAAACACUGUACAUGCAUGUAUGUUGUUUUCGUGGAGACGAAGCUGGUUUCGAAAGGAACCUAAAUAGCGAUAAUUAAAACCACAGCUGGCUAAGCUACCUGGACAUUGUAGUAAGUGACAGAUACAAUAUAAGGCGCCGAGCCGAACUUGAAAUAUAACGAGCGUAUUGUCGAGCCACAGGUUGAGUAAUUUUCGGGUACAGCUCGGUGGCGAGUGUUGCAUCUAGCUUAAACCACAGCCUCUCAUCGGUUAGUACAAUGUCCUCGCGAUAUAUUACUGAAUGCCAGCUGAGCGGUGGAAAAUUAAUUCCAUGCAAAAAUUCUUGUUGGGCAUUAGAAAAAAUUAUCAAAAAUGACUUAGUGUGUCAAUUUGCCUAACGGCAAGGGCUUAAGUGUUUGUGCAAGAUCGGUCACAUAACUGCAUUCGCUUACUGCAACUCCUUGAAUUAUGAAAUAGAUUAAUUAAAAGAAGAUCUUUAACUGAUACGUGUGCAAAUGCUGUGGAGGAGAGUUCGCCCAAACAAAUCAUUAAGGGUAAAUGGCAUUUGAUUAGCCUUUGUUGUGAACACAAUAACAUCAUGUAUGAAGUAAGUCCAAAUUAACAUAGUUUUAAUUUUUUCAAUUUAAUUCGUGCAUUAUAACAAGAAUAGUUAUCAAUGUUGUUUUCAUGUGUACAUGUACGUCCUAGGGAUCGAUGGUGGAAGUAAAAAGACUGUCAUACUUUUUUUGAUAACCCGCUUGUCGGCGGUGGAAAUUACAAUACAACGCUUUGUUUGCUGGUUAAUGAUCGCAUUAAGGGGUGGCCGAUUUCGCACCUUUUACAUUUCAUUCAAUGGCAGUUACAACUGGUAGUCGCCCCUUUGUUUCGUUGUCCAGUGUUACCUAAUGACUGGGUUGUAAGUGACCUUGAUAUUAAAAACUAUUCCAUUCUUUGACUAGGUCUACUAGUAUACAUCCCAAGAGCGUUCUCAGGCAGCAAUUGUUAAUCAUUAAACAAUAGCGAUAAAGCAUCGGUUUCGGCAAAUUUCAAUCUUUGGGGCCAUCAACAGUGCCUAAAUAUUCAAGAGACACCAGUAAACUAAAGUACUUUUUCGUUGGCAGUGUCAGGGUGAACAAGAAGUUAUAACUUCUUGGGGUGAAUCAAAAUUUUCUCAAUAAGGUGCUGGUAGGCUAAUGAAAGACUAGGAAAUAAUCGUUAAUUGCAUCGAGAAUUUAAUCCUGUGCAACCUUCUACAAAAUGAAUAUUUUACACUACUGCAUGGGUCGUUAUUCAUAAAGAAUGUUUUAACGUUUUAUAAGGUUUUUGACAGAU